AUGUCAAAAAAAAAAAAAAAUUCUAAAAAAAAUAAUAUUCAAAAAUAUUUUAAUCCUAAAAUUGUGACAAUAAUUUUAUUAUGCUCUUGUUAUUUUUUUUACAAUGUAUUCGGUAUUGUGUAUAUAAUAAUUGUUUUAAUUAUAUCCAUAUUUUUAAAUUUAGGUAAUAAUAACGAUAAUAAUAUAAGUGCAUAUUCUAUAUUCAAUAAAGGAAGAAAGUAUCUAAUUGGUGAUUUAAGAAUGAAUCAAAUAGAGAAAGAAUUUAGAAAUAGUAAAUUUAAAAAUGAUGACAGUGAUGAUAAUUUUUUAAGAUUUCAUGAUAUUGACAAAAAUAAGAUUUAUAUAAAAGGAUCAUCAAAAUAUAACAACAAAUUAUGUACUUGCGGUUCUAGGAAGAAAUUUAAAAAAUGUUGUGGAGUCAUUAAAAAUAAUUCAUCCGAUUUUUGA
Messenger RNA from Plasmodium relictum, 447 nucleotides. RefSeq names its product conserved Plasmodium protein, unknown function. NCBI's taxonomy places the organism in Eukaryota, Apicomplexa, Aconoidasida, Haemosporida, Plasmodiidae. The transcript has a single exon. The record is from RefSeq and is a predicted model, not a curated record. Bases 1 to 447 code for a protein of 148 amino acids.